CUCGAACUGAAUAAGACCGUAUUGAAUUGUAAGGAAAGAAAUUUCAAUAUUUAUUACGGAUUAAUAGAAUAGCAGUCAAGUGAUUUCUCGUGUCUGGGAUUCUCAAUCAGUGUAUUUAUGUCGGAAGAUGUUUCAGGCACUAGCAUGGAUUCUUUCCAGAAUCCUGAAUUAAAACCUCUGGAGGAUUUGAAACUGACUGUAAAAAGUGAAGGUGUUAGUCAAAGUGUGCCUGCUCUGAACCCACGUUGGGUAGAAAAGCGUUAUUUUCUUUGUUACACUAAGCCACAGGUGUAUAAAAAAAACGGGGCUGAGAUUCCUGGUGCCAAAGAGCAAUGGCUAGAAAUAGUGGAUUAUAUCUCGGAAGAUCUUAAAUGGCUUUUGAAUCUACCUUAUUACAGGUUCUGGUCAAAUAUCUUAUACCAGAAAUCAAUAAGAAAAACUUUGUCUUCAUUCCUUCAAAACGCACCACCUUAUUACCUCAUAGAUCAUUUUCCCAAAAUCGCAGAAAUGAGGAGUGCUCUCGAUAAACUCUUUCACAUAGUUCUCCUAGUAUAUGUUCGUCUUGUUACAACCAAGGAAAGCCCAGAGAAUUAUAUGACUUCCUCAUUUCAUGGGAACAUGCUUUACAACAAUUAUAUACUAACUAUACCAGCUUUAUUAGAUCUAAGUCAAUUGUAUGGACGACAAAAUGCUAAAAUUGUCGAAAGAAUUAUGAAGAACCUCUUUGAGAUACAACCACUGUAUAACAGUGACCUUAAACAAUUCAGAGCACUUUUCUUUGCGAUGAUGCGAAGAAUGGAAAAGAAAUUUGACGAUCGUCGUGUCAUUUUACCUGGCAACGUUAUACGUAUUUCAGACACUAAAGGAUCGUCGUCAGAAAUGCAAUUGGACGGCAUAGAGAAGUUUGCUCUGACUAUGUUAGACGUAUUCUCAACAAUUACUGUGUUCCUAGAUAAUUAUCCACCAGCAGCCAAAUUAUUUAAUAGAGAUAAAAUUACAGCCAAGAUUGUUUCCUUUUACGGUAACACGGUGCCCGAGGUAUACAAUAAGCUAGUGGAUUUGGCGUACAAAGAUGAUUGCAUAGAAAAGUAUUUGAAACUUAAGCAUCUGCUGAAUGUAACCAGGAUAGAAAUUUUAAAGUUCUACCGAGCCAUUGUGUACAGUACCUUUAAAGACAUCAUUGAAGAUACGAAUUCACUGACAGAAGUCGAUAUAAGAAGUCAAGUAGACGAGUACUUCAAUCUUAUCACAAGGGCCUUGUCGGAGAAAAUAUUCAUUAAUGACUAUCAUCGACAUUAUCCGGUCGACUUGGAUAUAGACAUUCUUCAACAAACAUGCCCCAAGAUUGACUUGACAAGGUGCGAAUUUAUUCUACAGUCAGUUUGCGCAGGAGAAAAAGAAGUAGAGAAAAUACUUAACACUGCCAGUGAUAGCGACAAGGCUAUAGCGGGUCCUAGUAAAGUGCCUGAAGCUAGAGCCUCUACGUCUACAGGAGGAGCUUCCACUAGUAAGGCAAACAGUUCUGAUAGAACUGAGGUCGAGUUGGUCUCCUUCAUCUCUGAAGUGAAAGAUAUUCUAAAUCACCUUGACGAAGGAUUUAUCCAGAGAUGUCUCAAGCAUUACAAUUAUGAUACUGCGGCUGUGAUAAAUGCUGUACUAGAGGAUUCUGUACCCGCACAUCUCAAGGAGGACAAUUCCGUUGCGCCAAAGAUACCGCCCGAUCCGGAGGAAGCUUCGGUAGCCGUGGAUCUAGCCAUUGGUGCGCAAAGGUUAAACGUCUUUGAUAACGAUGAAUUUGACAUCAUGACCAAAGACGUUGUCGACACGAGUAGAAUACACAGAGGCAAAAGAAAAGACAAACAUAAAAAUUUAAACGAUUUACUGAACGAUAAGUCUCACAACAAGAAUCUUAAGGAUAUGUAUGCCAAGUACAGUAUAGUGACUGAUGACUAUGAUGAUGAAUAUGAUGAUACAUAUGAGAGUCAUGAUGCUGGCCUAAACGCAAGAGAUCUUUCUACAGAACAGGAUGUCAGACCCUUUACAACUCCCCGAAUCUUUCUUACCAGAGAUAGAAACGCGGCCGCAUCUGAGGACGAGGUUGACAGCGAAGACGAAGGUGCAGCACGGACACAAAAUGGGAAGGAUCAGUUUGUGCAUGAUCCUGCAGAGCUUCGGGCCAGGCAGGAGCAGCGUUGGCAAUCUAAACGAGGAGGUAGAGGAGGAACAACUCAGUCAAACCGCAGAGAUGUUGUUGGUAAACCUAAGGGUCAAGGACAGGAUACUGCGGUUUUGACGAAUAGGGAUAAUAAAAAUACAAAUAAAGCUACGCGCGCCAAUCACAACCGACGUACUGGCGCUCAAUGGAAAAGAAGACAAGGAAUGGUUCCAUCUUAAACAAAACCGAUAUUUCUUGAAGAGACAGUUAUUUUGUAUCAGCAUAACUGAACCCGAGGUUCAAACAGGAGGUUAUAAAUAAAAACGCUGAUUUACCUUAUA
This is a messenger RNA of Cephus cinctus (wheat stem sawfly), 2496 nucleotides long. Its product is annotated as activating signal cointegrator 1 complex subunit 2. The transcript has 14 exons. Lineage: Eukaryota; Metazoa; Arthropoda; Insecta; Hymenoptera; Cephidae. Gene Ontology annotation, molecular function: ubiquitin binding. Gene Ontology annotation, biological process: regulation of DNA-templated transcription. The coding region runs from base 118 to 2394 and encodes 758 amino acids. The record is from RefSeq and is a predicted model, not a curated record.